Molecule: messenger RNA, 1491 nt
Organism: Penicillium waksmanii
Lineage: Eukaryota; Fungi; Ascomycota; Eurotiomycetes; Eurotiales; Aspergillaceae
Product: SF3a splicing factor complex subunit PRP9
Exons: 2
Coding region: 1-1491 (496 amino acids)
Biological process (GO): mRNA splicing, via spliceosome
Cellular component (GO): nucleus; spliceosomal complex
Molecular function (GO): zinc ion binding; RNA binding
Source: RefSeq, a predicted model, not a curated record
AUGCUUCUUGAGGAUCAGCGAUUCAUCCACGAGGACCUGGAGAGGUUGGAGCAGGCUGUUGCUGAACGAGUGGCCGAAGAGCCGCGAACUGCUCGAGAUUGCCUUACUCGCGAUCAUGUCGUAUCAACAUUCAUAGAUCAAAUCGAGAGACAAUCCAGGGCCCUCUUGGAGAUCUACACAGACGCCGAUGGACAGCGCGAAAGAGAGGUGCAGUCAAUCUCGACGGGCGACCAGUUUGAGGAAUUUUACAAACAGCUAGAUGGAAUCAAGAAUUUCCACAAAAAGUACCCCGGUGGGGGUGUUGAGGACCUCGAACAGGCGUACAGGAGCGACAGAACCCUCAUGGAAAUUGACAACAUGUUCACUGGCGAGGAGCGAUUCGGCCAAUUUCUCGAUUUGACCAGCAUGCACGAAGAUUAUCUGAAUUUGCCCGGAGUGAAGCGCCUUUCCUACAUCCAAUAUCUCGAUGUUUUCGAACAACUUGUGCAGCCAUAUUUGUCACUCAAGCGCAAGGACAAGCUUUCCGACAAAUACUUCCGUUAUGUUGCCGAACUUUCCAGCUACCUGGAAGGUUUCCUCAAGCGCGUGCGGCCACUACAGGAUUUGGAUAAGCUCUUCGCCACCUUCGAUGAGGAAUUCGACAAGCAGUGGUCCGCGAAGGAGGUUCCCGGCUGGACAGAGGAAGCCACCGAAAAUGGCACUUCAGGGCCAAAGACAGAAGGGACCGGCGAAGGUACCUGGUGUCCGGCUUGUGAGAAAGAGUUUAAGAAUGAGAACGUCUAUCGAAACCAUUUGACGGGCAAAAAGCACAUUAAGGCCGCUGAGGCUAAGAAAGCCGCGGGUGAUUCGGGUGAAAGCUCGGCGCCUGUCAAGUCUGGAGUUUCUGCAUUUAGCUUAAAAGAACGCGCCAUUGCUGAGCGCGAGCAUCGUGUGCGGUGCCUCACUAAGGAGCUUCAGUCUGAGCGACAGGCUACCCGGAUCAAUGUGGAGCGCAGACAAGGCAUGACUGAGCGGGAGCGUCAAAUGGAACGAGAGACCUUGUUGGCCGAGCCUGAAAACUAUGGCGACGGCAAUGGCGGAGACCAAUCCGACGACGAUGAGGACGAUCAAAUCUACAACCCCUUGAAGUUGCCGCUAGGUUGGGACGGCAAGCCCAUUCCCUUCUGGCUUUACAAGCUGCAUGGUCUUGGAGUCGAAUACCCGUGCGAGAUUUGCGGAAAUUACGUUUACAAAGGUCGCCGGGAUUUCGAUAAGCAUUUCUCCGGAAGCUUACACAUCCACGGCUUGAAUUGCUUGGGCAUUACAUCCAACACCAACCUCUUCCGAGAGAUCACGAGCAUCGCUGAGGCUAUGGCGCUCUGGGAGAAGCUUGAAGGGGAGCGCAAGAAGGACCGGGAUUCUCGUGACAACGUCGUGCAGAUGGAAGAUGCUGAGGGCAACGUCAUGCCGGAAAGAAUCUACUUGGAUCUUCAAAAGCAGGGCAUUCUUUAG